AUCAGCUGUCCAGUGACCAGACAGCUACUGUAGAAAGGUCAUCUCCAAACUCAGCCUGCACUCCUUCCUACCAGCCAUAGCUGAUUUCUUCAAAGAGAGGAAGAGACACCGUGUAAACGAAGAGAACAAAAGGGAAAUGGGGAAAGACAGAAAUCAGAAUGGCGGAUGAGGAAGACGAACUGGACGAGCAGGAGCUGGACGACGGCUCCGGCGGGACUGACGUCUGCCACGGAAGAAGAAAGAGGCUCUUCUCUAAGGAGCUCCGCUGCAUGAUGUACGGGUUUGGGGACGACCAGAACCCGUAUACCGAGUCUGUGGACAUCCUGGAGGAUCUGGUCAUCGAGUUUAUCACUGAAAUGACCCACAAAGCGAUGUCCAUCGGACGCCAGGGACGCGUCCAGGUGGAGGACAUCGUUUUCCUCAUUCGCAAAGACCCCAGGAAGUUCGCCAGGGUGAAAGAUCUGCUGACCAUGAACGAAGAGCUGAAGAGAGCCAGGAAAGCUUUCGACGAGGCGAAUUACGGCUCUUAAACUCACUUUACGUCACUUUUUUUUUUACCACAUACAUAGGCGUCUUCAUUCAAUUUGGCUGUUCAUUACUUUUAAUUUGCUGCCUUGUUAAAUAAUUGAUCUGUGUGACCUCUGUCAAAGUUUGUGCUGACUCUGCGUUAUUUGAGACAUGUGAUGACAUUAUUUUACAUAUGACAGUGAACAGUGACCUGAUUUCAUGCCGUCUGGGACUCUUGAAAUAAACUAAUAUACAUAUUGUUUUACUAA
This is a messenger RNA of Scomber scombrus (Atlantic mackerel), 776 nucleotides long. It is a transcript of the gene taf13, whose product is annotated as TATA-box binding protein associated factor 13. The transcript has 2 exons. Gene Ontology annotation, biological process: transcription by RNA polymerase II. The record is from RefSeq and is a predicted model, not a curated record. Bases 159 to 530 code for a protein of 123 amino acids. NCBI's taxonomy places the organism in Eukaryota, Metazoa, Chordata, Actinopteri, Scombriformes, Scombridae. Gene Ontology annotation, cellular component: transcription factor TFIID complex. Gene Ontology annotation, molecular function: protein heterodimerization activity.